Messenger RNA from Megalops cyprinoides (Indo-Pacific tarpon), 5008 nucleotides. RefSeq names its product gamma-adducin-like. The transcript is spliced from 17 exons. Gene Ontology annotation, cellular component: postsynaptic density; plasma membrane; cytoskeleton. Bases 249 to 2369 code for a protein of 706 amino acids. Lineage: Eukaryota; Metazoa; Chordata; Actinopteri; Elopiformes; Megalopidae. The record is from RefSeq and is a predicted model, not a curated record. Gene Ontology annotation, molecular function: actin filament binding. Gene Ontology annotation, biological process: barbed-end actin filament capping.
UUUAAAUUCUACACACUACACACACUAGCAACAGGAGCCGCUGCCGCCGCAAUCCGGAGUGGUUUGGAUCGCAGGUUGCAGGACUCUGGGGCUGAAUGAAAGCGCCUGAUUUUCUUCAUUAGUUUAAUCGACCGCUUCAGCGUGUUGACAGAGGAAAUGGAGCAAUAGCGUUUGCACAGAGAGGCCGACAGGAGAGGAACUGGCCCACCUUCAGCACUGAGGUGAAGGUUUGAGAAGAGCAGGGAACUAUGAGCGCGGACGCCGACCAGGAGGUGGUGACGACCCCUCCCCCGCCCCGCACGGGCCGCAAGGAGAGCUACUUCGACCACAUCAAUGAGAAUGAUCCGGCGUACCUGCGCGACAGGAACAUGUCGCCAGACCUGAGGCAGGACUUCAACAUGAUGGAGCAGAAGAAACGGGUCACCCAGAUCCUGCAGAGUCCGGCCUUCAGGGAUGAGCUGGAGAGCCUCAUUCAGGAGCAAAGGAGAAAGGGCAACGACCCCGCGGGUCUGCUGGCCCUGCGUCAGAUCGCGGACUUCUUCACCGCCAGCACCGUGGCCGGCUUCUCCACCUCUCCCCUCAGCCUUGGGAUGGUUACUCCAAUCAACGACAUGUUUGGAAUUGAGUCUUCCACACUGGCCAAGGGGGAGAAGCAGCUUCGCUGCAAACUGGCCAGCUUGUACAGACUGGUAGACCUGUUCAGCUGGGCACACUUCGCCAGCUCUUACAUCACAGUCCGGGUUAGCAAAGAACAAGAUCAUAUCCUCAUCAUUCCAAGAGGCUUGUCUUUUGCUGAAGCCACAGCUUCAAAUUUGGUGAAGGUGAACAUUCUCGGGGACGUUGUGGAGCAGGGCUCCACCACCCUGAGCGUGGACCGGUUCGGCUUCAGUCCGCACGCGGCCGUGUACUCCAUGCGCCCGGACGUGCGGUGUGUCAUUCACAUCCACACGCCCGCCACCGCCGCUGUCUCCUCCAUGAAAUGUGGACUCCUGCCGAUCUCCCAAGAGGCCCUGAUCCUCGGAGACAUCGCCUACCACAACUACCAAGGCUGCUUGGAUGAGCAGGAGCAGAGGGCCGAGCUUCAGAAAGCGCUGGGCCCGUCCAUCAAGGUUCUGGUCCUCAGGAACCAUGGUGUGGUCGCGCUUGGCGAAACCAUUGAAGAGGCCUUCCAUUACAUUUACAAUGCCCAGCUGGCAUGUGAAAUUCAGGUAAACGCCCUGUCGUGCGCCGGCGGAGUGGACAACCUCAUAGUGCUGGACCUGGAGAAGUACAAGCCGGUCACCCAGGGCGUGGCCGUGGCGGGGGUCAGCAUGGGCGGCCAGCACAAGUGGAAGGUGGGCGAGCUGGAGUUCGAGUCCCUCAUGCGGAUGCUGGACAACCUGGGCUACAGGACGGGGUACGCCUACAGGCACCCCAUCGUGAGGGAGAAGCCCCGGCACAAGAGCGAGGUGGAGAUCCCGGCCACGGUGACGGCGUUCAUGCUGGAGGACGACGAGGCCGGGCCGCGCUCGCCGCUGCGGUUCCUGACGCAGAGGCAGCAGCGGGAGAAGACACGCUGGCUCAACUCGCCCAACAGCUACACCAAGGUCAGCGUGCCGGAGCCGUCCCAGAACGGAGAGAGCAGCCCCCGGACCAAGACCACGUGGAUGAAGGCGGAGGAUGCAGGCAACACCAGUGGCACCCCAAUCAGGAUCGAGGACCCCAAUCAGUUCGUGCCGCUGAACACCGAUCCCAGCGAGGUUCUGGAAAAGAGGAACAGGAUCAGAGAGCAGAACCGGUUUGACCUCAUGACAGCCGGACCCCAGUCACAGGUUCUGGCUGGGAUUGUAGUGGACAAGAAACCAGGACCUGUCCUCGUAACGGAAGCGGCCUUCAUAUUUCCAGAGGAGGACCAGGUGGCCCUGCCUCCCAACCCCUUCAGCCAGCUGUCUGAGGGCGAGCUGGAGCAGUACAAGCAGACCGUGGAGCGCCGGCAGCUAGGCAUCGAGGAUGCGGAUCACGAGCUAACCUCCGACGACGGCUCCACUCUCUCUCAGUCUCUGUCCCAAACGCAGUCUCCGCAAAUAACUCCAGCCGCAGAAGGUAUCGGCCCCCGAGAAGCGAUCCCUCCCCUCGAAAACCAUGCGGACAUCCUGCUGAACGGCAAAGACUUCCUGCAUGACGUGGGUGAGGACCUGAGCAAGCGCAUCAGCCAACUGACCACCAGCACGGCCGACAGCGUGGAGAUCACGCUCAAGCCCGGGGAGAAGAUCGAGGAGGCGCUCUCCCCGGAGAGCUCCCCCUCCAAGUCCCCCACCAAGAAGAAGAAGCUCUUCCGCACCCCGUCCUUCCUCAAGAAGAGCAAAAAGAAGGAGAAGACCGAGGCGUAACAAACAGCGUCUGCGCAAACCGUUCUGUUCAGGACUGCUGGCCUCAAAAUGUGGGCUUUCGGUGUGCGGUGGGGGAAUUUCAGUUGUUGAGCCAAAAGAAAGAUGAGACAAGCCCUGGAGAACUGGAUCUUUUAUAGUAUUUCCAGACUUUUCCACCAAGCACUCAUCAUGAAUUAUGAAAUCAUACUUUUUUUCCCCUUAUAUAUUAUAUUUUUUGGUAUUGGUGGGUAAAAUAUGCAUUGGUUGUAUUUAACUGCACAACAGAGUUUGUUGGUGGGUGUUACCUUGUACAACUGCCCUUUUUAAUACAAGUGAUGGUGUUUUUAAUGAUCGUAUCCUUUCACUGGUCUCAGGUCGCUUGAGAUGCUUCUGAACAGAUCAUUUCCGAAUCCAUAUUUAACCGCUGUCAGGAUUAUGCUGUUAGCAGCAGUAAUUGCCACACUGGAAACUUCCUCUGAGUGAAACGGGAGGGUUUCUGAAAGGAGCAGAAGAUUAAAAUGUGAACUCAGUCAGGCCUUCACGCAUUGACCUGCCGGAAUGCCUGCGGUCGUGCUUUUUAGCGCAGCUGCCCGUUCUGCGGUCAUUGUUCAAUUCAGAGCCUUUUUUUUUCAAAGAACAGAUUCGUUCCAUUUAACAGUUCUUUUCAACCUUGCCAAAUACAAAGAAGAAUCAUGUUUUAGUGAAUAGUAAUCUCAGAAAUGUCAUCCUUUUUAGCUUAACAUUUAGAUUUUGAAAAUGUGAAAAUGCUCAUCUCACAUAACACAAAAAACUUUUUUUUUAUUAUCAUAACUUAAAUAUAUUAGUCCAAUCAGUUUUAUAAUCAUUUUUGUACUUUUCAAGAGAAUGCAAAUGUCAAGUUUGUUUUGCAUAAAAUCUAAAUUGCAAAAAUCUUGAUCAAUUAGUGAUGCCAGGUUUCUCAGAUUCUGUGGUUAGAUGUGUUGUAGAUCAGAUCAUUAAAACAUUUAAAAAUGAUGCAUAAAAACAGGACUAAGUGAUUUGCUCAUUUUUCAUUGCUGUACCCAUAACAAAAGGAAAUGUCACCAAAUGAAGGACAAUACAAGCCAAAGGGAAAGCAGUCUUGGGUAUUUUAAACAUCGUAGGUCUUUGAAAGUUUUGUUGAACAAAGGUUUGUUUGCUUUUUUUGAAUACACUGAAGUAUGUAUUUCUAGGUUAUAAACGAAACGUGGAGUUACAAAAAUAUAUUUUCUAAAAAGAGGUCAUUUGGAAUGAGAGAAGUGGUGUUAGCAUCUUAGAGUUUGAGCCAUGUACCUUUCUAUUUUCUCAGUCUUUUUCAAGCUCCAUUCAUGUGAAAAUAAAGGGCAUUAAUGCCCAAGUUGCCAACUUUCUGAAAAUAAGUUAUGAAUAAUGUCCUCAGAGGAGACGGUCAGGAUGUUUUUUGGCUUCAAAGAUACCUUGGCCAGCUCCACUAGCUGAAAAAGUUUGGAAACAGAUCUUAAGUGAGAUGGAGAAGGCUGAUUGCCUGGCCUGUUGAACCCCUCAGGUACUGUACUGACUGCAAAUGAACAUUACAGAUAGAAGAUUGAUUCAUUCUCUUCUAUAAUGCACAUAAAGUUUUAAAUACCAUAUUUACAUUAAUUUUGGGGAUUUCGGAUUUGUGUAAAUAAAAGAAUGGGUUUCUGAACAAAAUCUUAGAUUUGGGAGCCGCAUAAAAGAAGGCGUGUGCACCUCUAACAUGUAACAUGCAGAGAAAUAUGAUUUUGACUUAAACUUUGAGAAAACGCAAAUAUAUAAACAUUCUCUAACGUAACGUCAGAAAGAAUUAUCAGACAGUCCCCAAAUGAUGGCACACACACAGGCCGAACUUUACAAUGUUUGAGUUUGUCCCUUUCGACAGAAACUUUGGGACUGUUCACUGUUGAGUUGGAAGCAUGACCAGCAUCUCAGUCAUCCAUGUGUCACUUAGCUAACGUCCGACCAAGCAUGUAAAUAUUUGCCCAUAAAGGAGUGUAAAAUUAAACCUAUUUUGUUCUUGAACAGUUGCCCAUGCGGUGCUGUUGUGUCCAUCUCAGCGUGCCCAUUGGAGCUCAUUACCUUCAUUGUUCCCUGGAAACAUGGGUCUUUAUUUUCUUCAUUUUCCACUUAUACUGUGCCAUUUAUAUUUUAAUAAGUUUUACCUGUCCUUUUGGUUUUUGUCUAUUUUGCUUUGUUUUUUUCAAAAUAUGGAUCUUGUAAGUAAGCACAAAUUUGACUAUGAGCAAAAUCUUGAAUGCAGAAAUGUACUUCUGUGUGUUCCAAACAGUAAGCACCGGAUACCUAUAUCCCAGCUAGCAAUGUGAACCGAAAGGAGAGGCACAUUAAAACGUUGUAAAUAGCAUGUGAGUCGUUGGGCCAAGUCUGGAAAAGAAAGUUGCUGUAGAAGGGCAUGAGUCUGAAAGAGGAGAGAACCUGAUAUUAACUCAUACUGGACAGGCCUUGCCCUCUGGCAACAUCAUGUUUUAACCCUGUACAUUUUCAUGCUUUUCUCUUCAAAUGUCAUUUUAACUUUUUUGGUUUUCUUUUUCAUUGAUCAUAUUACAGUAUUGUUUGAAAGUUGGUUUACUAAGCACUAAGUUUUUUUUAUUAUCUUUAAAGAGCAUAACCUAAUCUAAAAUGUUAUGCAAUGCUGUUUUUCUCUCUCU